GAGACUAAUCGCCAUGAAUGAUCAAGGACAGGAAUUGUGGGUAAUCUCGAUUUGCAAAAUGGCGCCGUCCUUCGAAGACGGAACACUUGUGCCGAUAAUUACGUUUUGACAACAAUGUGAAUGGGUUACGGCAGCGUUUUGCUGCCAAAGAGUUUUAACAGUUAUGACCGUUGAACACCCCUCAUCCGCCAAAAAGGUUAUAGUCAAUGACGAGAAGGUGUCUCAACUCAAAGAGGCUACUGGUGCAACUUACGAACAAGCCAACCAAGCCUACAUUGCUAGUAAUCACGACAUAGGACGUGCCGUAUCCAUUUUAACUGACCAACAGGAUCAUAGUGCUUCAUAUAAGGGUGUUGCAAACCAAACAGGAACACAAACCUUUAUUGGACCACAAAAACCAGAAACAGAUGUAAUUGACCUGACAAAGGAAAAUGAAGACCUAGACUUGGCCAUUGCACUCAGUUUGAGAGAGGCACAGGGAAUUACUGUAGAAGAACAGGAUAUUAGCAGGGUUUUAGAGGCAAGUUUAGCUGAGAACAAAUCUGGACUGAAAAGAAAGAGAGGCGAUCCUUGGGUGAGAUUUGUCGAUCCUGUGAACCCUUAUGAACGGCAACGGCAAGAUGGGUGUCCUGUGGGCUUGAAGAAUGUUGGAAACACUUGUUGGUUUAGUGCUGUGAUACAGUCUUUGUUUCAUCUUCCUGUUUUUCGACGUCUGGUUCUGUACUAUACUCCACCAUUAGAUCCUCAAGAGAAACAAGAGGAUGGUUAUCGUGUUUCCUUCAUGACUGAACUACGAAUCCUAUUUGCAUUAAUGCUUGGUAGUAAAAGAAAAUAUGUGGACCCAACCAAGGCUGUGCAGAUCUUAAAGGAAGCUCUGAAAUAUAAUGGCAGUGAAAGCAAUCCUGGUAAUCAGCAGGAUGUUAGUGAGUUUACUCACAAGCUGCUGGAGUGGCUGGAAGACUCAUUUAAAGUAAACCACAACAACAGUGCAAAGAACAUGCCAAAAAGAAGUGGUAAUGAUCUCAAUCCAGUUGUUGAACUGUUUUUUGGACAAUCAAAUGUGGAAGGUGUUUAUGAAGGGAAGACGUUCAGCAAAAAGGAAACAUUCGGCGCAUUUCCUCUUCAAGUUCAGGGGUAUGGUGACCUUCAUGAUAGUUUAGAGGGAGCCAUGGCUCAAGUGGAGAUUGAGCCUGUUGGACCUGAGGGAUCUCACAAGUCUGGACAAGAGCACUGGUUCACUGGUCUUCCAGUUGUACUGAAGUUUAUGCUCUCCAGAUUCCUGUUUAAUCAAUCAACUGGCCGAGCAGAGAAAAUCCACGAGAGGUUCUUGUUUGACCGUGUUAUCUUCAUGGAUCGGUACAUGGAGGGUAACAAGGAAGUUACGCGAAGAUACAGGGAGGAGGUAAAGAAGCUGAAAGAGAGAAGAACCAAGCUUAAAAACAGCCUUGAAAAGUACCUUAAGUACGGACAAGGAUCCAAGCGCUGUCCAAUCCAAGACGUACUAGAGAGCACCAUGACUUUUGUACAUAGCACACCCCCCUCUAGCGACGAACUCGACUCUGAUGUAGAUGUAGACAUGAAAACUCCAAUUUCUGGCUCACCCACCUCCAUGAGCACUUCGGGUAUGGCGACAGAUACACACACAUCCACCCCCUCACCGUGCCCUUUGUCCGAGGUACGGUGGAACCCCGCCCCGCGUCACGUGACAGAAACAGAAGUGGCUGUGUUGGAGGGGUGUCUAAGACGCUGGAGACAAGAGAUGGAGCAGGAUGUUAAAGAUCUCAACGCCCAUCUUCGAGAAACAGAAGACGUUAUAUCGACUAUAUAUGAUGAUGCAAGUCUUAAAAAGUUGCCGUACCGUCUGCACGCAGUUCUUGUCCACGAGGGUCAAGCAUCAGGCGGCCAUUACUGGGCGUACAUUCAAGAUCCUAACCAACAGAGGUGGUGCAAAUUCAAUGACAUCACUGUCAGCGAGGUCACGUGGGACGAGGUAUCCCGUGAGUCACUGGGCGGCUUUCGUCACGUGAGUGCGUACUGUCUGAUGUAUAUUGACGCUCGGCGCGAGGGCUGUAUCGGCGCCGGCGGUAGCAUUCAGGAGCUGCCAGCGGACUUGCAGGAGCUCGUUGAUAAAGACAAUGCGGAGUUUGAAAAUGAGAUGAGAGACUGGGACGAGAAGCAGCUGAAUAAAGCGGCUGCUGCGGAAAACCAAUGUAAAUCCAUAGUUCCCAGACCAGACGUUGUCAUCGAUGCCGAAUCUUGUACCCAGACUCCUGACGCAUCUGAAACUGAUGAGGAAUCUUCUCUGAACUCACUGCUAGAUGCUGCAAGGAGUCUGGGCGUGGAAGAAGCUCUGACAAAAUGGUGCAUUCAGCAACGGACCCGCCUGGAGAGGCUCGCCCGUGAAUACUCGCAUGAGUACCCUGGAGAUGUGCGCCUAGAGCACUUCGCCAUCUACCUCAUGAAAUGUAAAGCUCCCGAACAUACAAUCAGCUUGGGGAUACUGGAACAAAUUGUGGAAGAUAUUAGGACACAAGAAGAAACUCUCCUUAUGGUGAAACAGUGCGGACAGAAUCGAUUGAAUGCCGAGAGAGAAGGAGCAAAUCUUGAAUUUCAGACCUGGAAAGAACAAUAUACUUUGUUUCAAAAAGUUAACUCUUGUUUCCUCACGGGCCUUGAGCAUCUGCACAGUAACAAUUGUCGUAAAGCAUUACCAUAUUUGGUACACGCGUGCAACCUCAAUUCCAAGCUACUCAACCCAGGCAACCCCGGCCAAGCCAUGAACGUACAGCUGCUGACCCACUGGCGGCGCGUGUGUUUUCUCCGCUUGAAUGAAUUGGCGGUGGGGAUGUUUAAAAGCAGCGAUUGGAAAUCUGUGUGCGGCGGACUGGAACUAGUCAGCGAACUGGUCGUGCCGUGUAUUCGUAGACUCAGCGUCUCGCCCCAGGUCAUGUCCGUGGUUUUGUCACGCAACAUUUUUCCAAACGAGGACUGCGUGACAAGCCAAAGUUUUUGUCUCCUCCCAUUACCCGUGCCUGACGUUUUGAGGACUAUCUUAGUUACAGCAGUUCCAAUGAGAAUGAAAUUGUCUUUUUCGUCUCCUUUAGAUCGCCAUCGUGCCAAGCUUGAAGAGUAUCUGCCUAAGUUGCUUGACGUCACAAACGAAUCUUGCCCCGAAAUCAAACCGCCGCCGGUCAUACGACCGACCAGCUCACGUGAUCUGUGCGAUCGAUUCGUCCGAGCUAUGGAACUGGUCAACGCAAAGCCUGCUGCUUUUACAACGUAGCGAAGCAGGGCCGACGGAAAACCGAAGCCUGUGGAAAACUUUCCGGCGUUUUCCGAAGACUGUCGGAAGCAAGAUUCCCAUAUUAAAAAAACAACAACAGCAACAGCAAAUAUCAACGAAAACCUCACCGUCACAAAGAUAUCACCAAGAAGCUUCCGAAGCCAGCCGAACAUCUCCCGACACAUUAUGACUCUUGAACAAUGUGUUCGAGCCUUAAUUACGCCUUCAUUUGAAAACGUUACUGUUCAGUAUGUAAGGUCUUUUUACCUACCCAAUCCACGUGUACUCGUUGCAUUCUUUAAAGUCGUUUUUCUCUCAUCUAGCUUUUGUCAAAGGUAUUACCGUCUUUCUCAUGGGGAAAAGUCUACAGUGGCCUGGUGCCUUUUUACAGUGUUUUUAACGUGUGAUGGUUUUUUCUGUACAUACAGCGGCACUGAAGAAAGUUAAGGUAUAUUUAAGAAUUUUCGAGCCAAACGCGUUUGUUUGAAUUAAAUAAACUGUCUUCGGAUUUGAAAGAA
This is a messenger RNA of Orbicella faveolata, 3801 nucleotides long. RefSeq names its product ubiquitin carboxyl-terminal hydrolase 25-like. Gene Ontology annotation, molecular function: cysteine-type deubiquitinase activity. Gene Ontology annotation, biological process: protein deubiquitination. NCBI's taxonomy places the organism in Eukaryota, Metazoa, Cnidaria, Anthozoa, Scleractinia, Merulinidae. Gene Ontology annotation, cellular component: nucleus; cytosol. The record is from RefSeq and is a predicted model, not a curated record.